CUUUACCGCGAUAAGACGUUCUGUUGCUGCCGAACCGUUACCGCGACAGAGCAUAGGUACAGCAUACAUCUUUUUCCCAGGCCAGUGAUACAAGAGAAAAAGUAGAAGAAAGGUCUUUCGCCGACUCGGAGUCUCGAAGGGGGAUGUGAAGGAGAAGUGUGUGGUUUUUUUUGUGGGCUCUCGGAUCGAACCGUGUGUUGUUUUACGUUUCGUCGCUUGGAAUGCGUUCGGAAAUUUUGUGUUGUCCUAAUUUCACAGCGGAUUAUGUUUUGCAUCUGAACUGAUGCAACUGAAUGAAUAAUUUCUCGUCCCGAUGACCUGAGAAGUAGAUGAAAUCAUCCGUUAGUGAGUGUAUAUGUGCUUGCAGGAUACAAAUAUUGUGGAUAUAAAUUGUACAUCAUUAAAAUAUCAGUGGUAGUUUUGUCUGAAAUUUAAAUUGGUAUUGUGCAACUUAUGGUCCAUAAAGGUGGAUGAAAAUCAAAUCUUUCUGCUGUAAAUACGGAGAGCAGAAAAAAAUUGUGCAACGUAAACGGGCUUGUUGUGUCCAAGUGGCAUUUGUGUUAGUGUUCAACUCAAAAGGGAAGACAGCCGUUUUAUAGUUGGUGGAUAGCUGGAUAUAAGAAAAUGACCAUUGAAUAGGCAAAAAAUGGCUUAGAGAGGUCACUCUGGGCUCGCGAUUUCCUCUCACAGUUCGCAGAGUUGCCGUGUGAGAAAGUGUUUGAUUUAUGUAUAUAUUGGUCAUAGUUUCGUUGAUGAACAACUCGUGAGAAACCACGAACUGGUGAUGAAGCAGAAAACGUCACCGCAGUCCAACGUUCUUCGCGAAAUCAGAGGCGAAAAAAUACACACACGUGAUAUGUCGGAGAGAUCGAAAGAAACGCAUCGGAGGAGGAUGCUCAAUCCACAACUGGUUUUCGCGACGGCAGCCACUCUGCUGGUUCUAGUCCAACCGGUUGCAUGCCAGAUCAUCAACCGAACGCCGCACUUUAUUCCUGGCACUGGGGAUAUGUCUCGAUUUAGUCUGUCGGAAAACACUCCGGUUGGCAGUGUUGUCUACCAGCUGAGAGGCGUUGACCCCGAGGGCAGCAAGUUGCGUUACAGUAUUUCCGGACCUGUAUUCAGCGUGGACCGUGAAACUGGCGUUGUUAGGUUGCGUCAGUCCCUGGAUCGAGAGCUGCAGGACAGCGUGGAAGUAAUCAUCAGUUUAACGGACGAAGGCAUUGCAGGCACUGAUCCAAACACGGUCUCGCUGAGGCGUGAAAUUCCCAUCCGUGAUUACAAUGACAAUGCUCCGACAUUCAUCGGACGACCAUACAGCGCUUCAAUGAGCGAAUCCACAAAACCGGGAAGCGUUGUCAAAAUAAGUCCGGAAAUUAUAGUCACCGAUUUGGACGAGGGUUUGAACGCGGAUGUGAAACUUUCCUGUUAUCUCGAUCCAACCAAGGAGAAUGAUGAUAUUUGUGAGGUAUUUGAGGUGAAGACUGAAAAAAUUGCUGAAGGAAAAUUCGGUGCCACAAUCGUUCUCAAGAAAACGCUAGAUUUUGAAACAAGGCCAUCUUAUAUUCUUAGUAUACAAGCCAAAGACGGAGCUUCUACCAAUCCUCUCAAAUCGUACGCCACAGUGGCCAUUACUAUCUUAGAUGUACAAGAUCAACCACCGGUAUUCAUUAACGCACCAUACUCUGCAUCCAUCCCGGAAAAUACUCCCGAGGGGACAACCGUCCUCACGAUUAAUGCGACCGAUGGUGACACUGGCAGUCCUCGACCCAUCGUGCUUUCUUUGGAAAAUGAAUACAUGGGUCACUUCAAGCUGAAAUACAUCGGAAACCCUCGCGGCGGAGUAGCCGAGCUCAUCACAUCCGACCGCUUGCUCGAUCGGGAAGAUCCAACAAUAGUGCGGAACGGUGGAGCGUACACAUUCUCCAUUCGGGCCACAGAACUAAUCAACAACGAACUUCCGGGUGACUCCACUAGCUCCCAGAUAACGAUUGUCCUCCGAGAUGUCGACGAUCACAUCCCGGUCUUCAACAAGCCCAGCUUCGAAGUAUCGAUCCCGGAAAACCUCGAGCAGGACACUCCGCUUCCGGAUCUCACAAUCAUUGUUACCGACAUGGAUCUCGGCGUCAACAGUAGAUACUCACUGUCACUCAGGAACAUCCGAAACGCGGAAGGAGUAUUCACAGUAGCACCUACCAAUGGAGAAGGGAGAACACCUGUUGUUGUGAAAGUACGCGACCCAUCGAAGCUCGAUUACGAUGUUAGCGAUGCCAGUUUGAGAACAUUUGUGUUUGACAUCGUGGCGUCCGUUGAUGGGGAAGAAAAAUCCAAAACCCAGGUAACCGUAAAUCUGCAGGAUUCGAACGACAAUUCGCCGGUGUUCCCCCAUACGAACUACAAACUUAACGUGAAAGAAAACUCACCGAAAGGAUUCAAAAUAGCUAAUAUCACCGCCAUCGAUCACGAUACCGGUAUGUUUGGGAAACUCUCGUACGCCAUGAAGGGUUUCGGGGCGGACUACUUCUACACCGAUCCUAAGAAGGGUGGAGUGUUUGUCAAUCUCAAUUUGGAUUAUGAAGAACAGAAAAGCUACAGUCUGGCACUGGUUGCUACCGACGGGGGUGGCCGCGAAACAAACGCAAAUCUUCUGAUAAACGUUAUGGAUGUUAAUGAUAAUUAUCCAGCGUUCGAGUCGCUAGAAUACACACGCACAAUCCGCGAGGGAGCGACGGAUUUCGAACCACAAUUUUUCGUUCACGCUACAGACGCAGACGGGCCCCAACAGGGAGGUGGCAAGGUUACGUACACUAUUGAGUCUGAAAACAGCAUCUCCGGCCAUGUGUUCACAGUGGAUCCUAACAGUGGAGAGAUCAAAAUAACGCGACCGGUUAAUUCUAUGGAUACGGAACGUGGUCAGUACGAGUUGAUCGUGGUUGCAACGGAUCACGGUGUUCCACCGCUGAAAAAUGACACCAGAGUUCUCGUUAGGGUGGGCAUUUCUGGUAAUCAAAGGCCGAUAUUCAAGGGACUGUUCCACAAGGGGAAGAACGAUAUUCCCGGUCCACCAAGUUAUAGGGUUAGUAUCCCGGAAAAUGCCCCUGCCGGAUACAGCGUGACGAACGUUAGCGCAACGGAUCCGGAUGGAAUGGAUGAUUUACUGCGGUACAAGAUUGUGGGCGCGAGCGAUAAUUUCGAGAUUAAUGACUACAGCGGACAAAUAACUGUCGCUCGGGAUGCUCGCCUCGAUCGGGACACCAAUCCGGACAGUUACACCAUCGUAGUGAAUGCCAUCGAUGCCGGCUUUCCAAUACCCGAAACGGCCACAACCACCGUUUACGUCAAAAUUCAGGACGUCAACGAUAAACCGCCAAAGUUCAGCCAGCAAGGCUACACCGCGUACAUAUCCGAGAGGAGUGUUCCCAACACGGAGGUGCUUCGAGUGUCGGCGACAGACACGGAUGUGAAUGCGAAGAUUCUGUACUCGAUCAUUGAGCCCAUGUCCGCGAAAACGAAAGCCGGAAUACCUUUGCAACAGAGUGCGGUGCAAAGCUACAAAACUGCUUUCCGAAUCGGUGAAGACACCGGAGUGAUCUACGUUAACAGUGCGUUGGACUACAAUCAAGCGGCCGUUAUCACUCUCACAAUUCGGGCGGUGGAUGUGAAUGCAGAAUAUAACAUCGAUAUGCAGGAAGAUCGUGCAGAGGUUACGCUUUUCAUUCAAUCCUUCAAAGAUGUCAAUCCAGUAUUCAAAAAUAAGGGUUGGAGUACAGUUCGACCAAAGGUGGAGGUCAAAAUCAAAGAAGAAGCGCCUAUUGGAAGUGCGGUAAUGAAGAUUGAAGCCACCGAUCCUGUAAUGGAUGUUCCGAUCACUACUUUUGAGCUACUGAUGCCCGAUGUGGAUGGUUAUUUCAGUCUGAAUGAGCAGACGGGGGAUGUCAUUCUGAACAAGAGACUGGAUUACGAGACGAUCAACAAGAUGAACAUAGACUUCGUCGUACGAGCUCUGGCAAAGGAUAAAAUUCGACAGUCACUAGCUUACGUAAACGUCACGGUCGAAAACGUCAACGAUAAUGCUCCUGUGUUCGAGAAGGAAGUUUAUCGCACGACAGUGAUGGAGUCGGAUCGUUAUCCACACAAGAUCAUCACCGUGAAGGCGAAAGACGACGACGCUCUCUUGACGGAUAAGGACAAACAAUUGGGUUACAAUUCGGUGAGGUACAGCUUGGAAGGAUCCCACGCCAAUUUGUUCACCAUCGAUAACAAAACCGGUGAAAUCAGUAUAGCUAAAGGCCAGGUACUGGAUCGGGAGAAGCAAUCCGUUCUGAAGAUUGUAGUUAUAGCCAAAGAUUCGCCAGGAAAAACAACAGACGCAAGACGAGGCUACGCCGAAGUCGUUGUAGAUGUGCUGGAUGUCAACGACAAUGCUCCCAUUUUCGGACAAAAAUCUUACACAGCAGUUAUUCCGGAGAAUGUACUGGCAGACACCUUCGUGAUCGUGAUAACAGCACAAGAUCCCGACGAAGGGCCAGGUGGAGAGGUGCGUUAUGACUUCCUAAAUGAGGGCGAGGCUAACGGUCUUCUCCAAAUCAACCCGAAAUCUGGCGAAAUAAAAACCAAAGUUCUCCUGACGGGCAAGGGCCGCUCGGACCCGUACGAGAUAAUUGUCCGGGCGCAGGACAACGGUAGCCAGUUACCCAAGCAACGUUCGCUCUACAAUGACACCGUGUUUACUCUGUACAUUGGCGAUAUCAGCGCGAACGACGGAAUUCCCUUCUUUAUCGCACCCAAAGUGGGACAGAUAGCCAACGUGACCGAGAAUGCAACACUCGGCGCACCCGUGUUCCAAGUGGUCGCCAGUGACCCGGACAGUCCCACAACGCCGAGCGGAACACUGCAGUAUCGCAUCCAAUCGGACAUCGAAGAUGCUAAAUCGUUCAGAAUCGAUUCGAAAACCGGUCUUAUUACUACAACGAAAUCAUUAGAUCGUGAGGUGAAAUCAAUGUAUAAUAUUAUAAUCGAAGUAAGUGAUAUGGGUAAUCCUCCGCAAGCCGCGACCAUCGUUUUGAGGAUUAAUGUGCUCGACAUUGACGAUCAUCAGCCCCGAUUUGCACGAGACGUUGACUCUCAACCGAUUGAAAUGUGGGUGCUCGAAGAGCAGCCUGCGGGUGCAAUCGUAGGCAAUCUCACGGCCAUCGAUGAAGACAUUGGUGAAAAUGGUGCCAUAGAUUACGAAUUUACAGACGGCAAUGAGUUGGGGCUAUUUCGAAUCACGCGAACCGAAAACAGUGCUGCUGUUAUCAUAACCACAAAACCUCUAGACCGCGAAACGUUGCAGUCCGUUAGUCUCACUAUAAAAUGUUUCCAACAUAAGCCUGACCCUUCUCCGAGUGCUGCUUCGUACAACAAAUACGACAAAUCCGAACAAAGAAUCAUUAUUCAUGUGAUGGAUAUCGAUGAUCACCCACCACUGUUUGAAAAGUAUAAUCAAACGGUGGGAAUUAGACAUAAUGUCCCUAUCGAUACCCCAAUCGUGACGUGCAAAGCACGGGAUGAGGAUUCCAAUGCGUCUCCCAUUUUCUACAGCUUGGAAAGCGUAACGUUUGUUCCCCAAUUUUAUCGUCAAGACAACCAAACAGAAGAUUAUAUGAACGUAUUCAAUUUGAAUAAUGCCACUGGAGAAAUACGAACAACUGGCAGCAUGUCGAACUAUGUGGAUGGAUUCUUCCAAAUCGCAAUCAAGGCCAAUAACUCUCCCACCAUGGAACGAGCCGCCGAGAAUCAUUUGAAAAUUUUCGUCACAAGGGAUAAGUCCCUGCUGCGAUUCGUCUUCGCCAAACCGCCAUCCGAAGUGAACACGGUGCUGGAGGAUUUCGCUGCCGAUCUCCAGUCCAAACUGACCGACUACAACCUCGAGCUUUCCGUGUUCGACGCGCAGGUACUCGCCAAACCGGAUCACAGCUUGGACUUCAGCUCGACCAGCUCCUGCUUCCAGCUCACCCGGCACGGAUCGGCCCUCUCCCCGUUGGAGAUGCUCAAAAUUAUGGACAGCCAGGAAAUGAAGGACACUUUGCUCGAUACUUACAUGAAGUAUUCAGUUCAUAAGAUUGAUUCCUGCUCGAUCGCUCGCAAACAGCCGGCCGCUGCGCUGAUAGCUUCCUCGGGCACCUGGUUGGUGGUUCUGGCCGCUCUGAUUGGAUUUGCUGCAUUUGCUUCUACAAUGGCGGCGUGCUGUCUGGCCAGGAGGUACAAGAUGCAAAUUCAAUCCACGGUCCCCGCGCAUCGCAUUUCCGGAUCGGACAUCUACGGCAGUGCAACGCCAGUUCUGUACACUGAGCCCAUAUAUGGAGCUUUAUAGCUCAAACCCAUUGGGGCGAGCUUUUAACCAAUGGGAAACAUUGCCAGCAGGUACCAGUUGCGUAUGUAAUGGUAGUUUAGAUGAAUACGUGUUGCGGAGUGAAAAACAUUGUUACAACAAAUGCAACAUACAAAUUUCAACCCAAGGCCUUCCAUCCCUGCGAUGAAGCUGUCAUUUCAGCUUCCGGGAAGAAACAUUUCUUUUUCUCCUUUUUCCUAUUCGUCUUAUUUUGUCAGUUACAAUUUUCUAAGAGAAUUUCAUGCAAUUUAAUCCAGUUAUGACGCCAAAAAUCAAUCCACAAUCUGUUCUAAUUCGUCUAUCCAAUCGUUUCAAACGUACGAAACCUCUAGCUUCUGGUGUGUUUAACUCAAAAAGCUUCCCUUAGUCUGUACAAAGCAAGUCAUCAAUAUGCCGUAACAGAAUAAAAAUAAAACAUGCGAAAAUAAUAUUUAUUUAGGUACGUUUCAAAGCAUUGCUUUUGGGAUCAUGUUAGUAGUAAGAAUGGGGGGAACAACACGUAACUUUAACUUGCCGUCACGUAGAAAAAAACACGUCACUGCCUCGACCUUGCGCGUAACUCAAGUCUUCCGAAUGCUUCGAGCUGGAAACGGAGGAAUCUUAAAACAUAGUUAGGAAAAAGCUAUUUAUUUUUGUUUGUUUAAGUAUAAGCACUACGAUUUGAGCGAUAAAUACUGGGGGCCAGGUGCGUGAAUGUGUACAGACGAGACUCCAUCGCAACGUGAGGAGUUUCGAGAACGGGCAGCGAAAAAUAUGUGGCCGUAUGCAUGGAACGUGAUAUUUUGUUGUUGUAAAUAUAGAGAAAAAAAAGAU
Molecule: messenger RNA, 7183 nt
Organism: Toxorhynchites rutilus septentrionalis
Lineage: Eukaryota; Metazoa; Arthropoda; Insecta; Diptera; Culicidae
Gene: Cad74A
Product: protocadherin-like wing polarity protein stan
Exons: 7
Coding region: 785-6352 (1855 amino acids)
Biological process (GO): homophilic cell-cell adhesion
Cellular component (GO): plasma membrane; cell-cell junction
Molecular function (GO): calcium ion binding
Source: RefSeq, a predicted model, not a curated record